Hevea brasiliensis (rubber tree) is the source of this 5781-nucleotide messenger RNA. Its product is annotated as formin-like protein 20. Bases 648 to 4991 code for a protein of 1447 amino acids. The transcript has 17 exons. The record is from RefSeq and is a predicted model, not a curated record. NCBI's taxonomy places the organism in Eukaryota, Viridiplantae, Streptophyta, Magnoliopsida, Malpighiales, Euphorbiaceae.
CAGAUUAAUGAUGCCAACCAUACCAAAACCAAAAAUUUAGGGGGCUUUAGAAAGUAUUCUCUUUGUCAGUCCACUACGCUUCUCUCUCUCUCUCUCUCUCUCUCUCUCUCUCUCUUCUUUCUGUCUGUUCCCUUUCUCUUUCUCUCUCUCUCCAUCUGAUUUUGGUUGAUCCUAUUUCUAAUAAGAAAAAUUUCUCAAUUUUCCUUCCAAAAAAAUUCUGUCAUCAUUUUCACCUCAAUUCCUUCUACUGUCACUUCCUUCUAUACACAUUCACUUCUUUCUCUCUCUAAAUUAUCUAAUUUCUCUUCAUCACAUUCCAUCAAUAUGUUAUAGCGAUUGCUUUCUAGCUUUUCUUAAUCUUCCUCAAUUUUGGCUGGAGAGAUUAUAUACAUACAUAUAUAUUUUUUAAUUUCCAGUGCGCAUUUUGCCUGAUUUCUUCGAUUACGUGACCAGCUUUUCUUCUAUCAGUUUUCGCUAUUUGUGAAUGUUGGAGGGAUAUUCGGUGAAUUUUGAGGCUCUUUGAGUUCUCGGUUUGUUGAGUUGGAGAAUAUUGGGAUCUGCUGCGAUUUUGACGUCAAUUGUCAUCUUUUCCGUGCUAUUAUCAACCAACGGUUUGGAUCCGAUCGGGGGAGAAACAGCGCCAUCAGAUGGCGCUGUUCAGACGCUUUUUUUACCGGAAGCCGCCGGAUCGGCUUCUUGAGAUCUCUGAGAGAGUUUAUGUGUUUGAUUGUUGCUUCUCCACUGAUGUGUUGGAAGAAGACGAGUACAAAGUGUACUUGGGUGGCAUUGUGGCACAAUUGCAGGACCAUUUUCCUGAUGCUUCCUUCAUGGUGUUUAACUUUAGAGAAGGGGAGAGGCGUAGCCAAAUAUCAGACAUAUUAUCUCAGUACGACAUGACAGUCAUGGAUUAUCCUCGUCAAUAUGAAGGAUGUCCUAUGCUUCCACUGGAGAUGAUCCACCACUUCCUUCGAUCUAGUGAAAGUUGGCUGUCCUUAGAGGGGCAGCAAAAUGUGUUGUUAAUGCAUUGUGAAAGAGGGGGAUGGCCUGUGCUUGCGUUCAUGCUUGCAGGUCUUUUGUUAUAUCGGAAACAGUAUAAUGGGGAGCAGAAGACUCUUGAAAUGAUCUACAAGCAAGCUCCUAAAGAACUUCUGCACCUUUUGUCUCUGUUAAAUCCACAACCUUCCCAAUUAAGAUACCUUCAGUACAUUUCUAGAAGAAAUUUUGGUGCUGAUUGGCCUCCAUCUGAUACGCCCUUGGUGUUAGAUUGCCUGAUGCUCAGGGCCCUUCCAUUGUUCGAGGGGGGCAAGGGCUGCAGGCCAGUUGUACGAGUUUAUGGUCAGGAUCAUUCAAAGCCAGCCAACAGGAAUUCUAAGCUUCUAUUCUCAACUUCAAAGACAAAAAAACAUGUUCGACACUACCUACAGGAAGAAUGUAUGCUAGUGAAAAUAGAUGUCCGAUGCCAUGUUCAAGGGGAUGUUGUUCUUGAAUGCAUCCAUUUGGAUGAAGAUUUUGUUCGUGAGGAGAUGAUUUUUAGAGUUAUGUUUCAUACAGCAUUUGUUAGGGCAAACAUUUUGAUGCUCUGUCGUGAUGACAUUGACACUAUGUGGGAUGCCAAGGACCAAUUUCCAAAGGACUUUAAGGCAGAGGUACUUUUUGUGGAUGGUCACGCUGCUAUCGUGCCUAAUCUCACCUCAGAUAUAAUAAAUGAAGAUGGGAAUGAGGCAGAAAGUGCUUCGCCUGAGGAAUUUUUUGAGGCUGAAGAGAUAUUCAGCAAUGCGAUAGACGCACAAGAAGCAAAAGGGGAUUAUGACACUCACACAGACAAUGACAACUUGUCAGUUGACGUAGAACAUAAAGAAGUCUUCAGGGAUACAUUGGAUGGUGGGAAUCACAAAGAUGAUGGGAAGAUGGAUUUUGUUGUUGAUGCAGUGAAGGACAUAGCUGUGGAUGAUGUGAAAUACAAGAUGGAUGAGAGGGUAGAUUCUGAUCUUCAAGCAGUGAAAGACAUAGCUGUUGAUGAUGGGGAUCUCAAGUUAGAUUCCAUGGUUGCUGUUGAUGCAUCGAGAAACAAAGCAGUAAAGGAAGUGGAUGAAGAUCUGAGUGGAGAUUUCAAAGAGAUGAAAGAUCAAGCUAAUGGAGAAACAAAUACUACAAAGAUUUUAGAAUCCAUGCUUCCACAGCAAAAGUUGAAUGUUGAUGUUGGUAGACAAAAACCUGAGAAGGUAGUGCCACCUUCACCUAGGAGCACGAAGCCUGUUGUUGCAGAUUCAACCGUAGUGAAACAAAAAAUCAAACAACCUGAGCUACAUGGAACUAAUGGGAAACAAGCAAGGCCAAAUACUGUACCUCGCUGGGUACCCCCUAAUAAAGCUCCAUUUACAAUGCAUGUAGCAAAUCCUCCAUCCAGAUACAAUAGUGCACCACCUGCUCUUGCGUUCUGUGCUUCCCCUAAGUAUUCUAAUGUGGAUGCCCAUGUAAAGACUUCUUCUGAUACUGCUGCUGCUGGAGAUCUAGCUUCAAAUGAGCUUACUCCCCCUCCAGUUGUAUCACCACAUUUUGGCCCAGCAAAAGUUGUGCCUCCUUGUCCCCCAACUUUACCUCCACCUCCAAUUUAUUCUAGCAAUGCAUGUCCACCGAAGACUGCAGUUAAAGUGCCUGCUCCACCUCCACCUCCACCUCCACCUCCACCUCCGCCUCAGCCUCCACCUCCACCUCCACCUCCACCUCCACCUUCCGCGUCAUAUAGUAGGCAGAAUAUAGGGAUAGUUUCACACCAUGCAUUCCAUCCACCCCCUCCCCCUCCUCCUCCCCCUCCAUCUAAUAGGCAGGAUGUUGGGAUAAUGUUACGUCCUGCACCCACUCCACCCCCUUGGAAGUCUGGUCAUAGUUCAAGUGUCCCUGCUUCAAAUGUUCCACUACCACCACCACCACCACCACCUCCUCCUCCUCCUCCCCCUCAUUCUGUUACAGUUUCAACAAUUCCAAAGGUUGGUGGAGUUGGAAUUCCUACACCACCAACUCCACCUCCACCUUUGGGGGGUACUACACCUCCUCCUCCUCCACCACCACCACCACCACCACCACCAUCACCCCCCCAUCCUACCGUUCAAGCAUAUGCAUCUUCUCCUCCUCCUCCUCAUAGAGUUCCACCUCCACCACCGCCAUUACCAAGAUGUGGAGCUCCAGCUGCACCACCCCCACCCCCUCCUCCUUCACAUGGAGCUCCACCUCCACCACCACCUCCUCCUCCUCCUCCUCCUCCGUCACGUGGAGCUCUACCGUCCCCACCACCUCCUCCUUUACAUGGAGCUCCACCCCUGCCACCUCCUUCAUGUGGAGCUCCACCACCCCCACCACCACCUCCUUUACGUGGAGCUCCACCGCCACCUCCACCUCCACCACCUCCUCCCUUGCGUGGAGCCCCACCUCCCCCUCCACCUCCAGGGCGUGGAGCCCCGCCGCCACCAGCUCCUCCAGGAAGUGGAGCACCACCGCCGCCACCUCCUCCAGGACGUGGAGCUCCUCCUCCACCACCACCACCCAUAGGGGGAGGCCCACCUCCCCCACCUCCUCCUGGUGGCCGUGUUCCUGGGCCUCCUGCACCUCCUGGGCCUCCUGCUCCUCCUGGACGUACAGGUGUUGGACCCCCUCCGCCUCCUCCAUUAGGUGGCAAAGGAGCUGUAACUGAUACAAGAGGCCUAGCUUCUGGAAGAGGGCGUGGGUUUUCACGUUCUUUAGGGAUGGGUUCAACAGCCACAGCACCUAGAAGAUCAUCCUUAAAGCCUCUGCAUUGGAGCAAAGUAACAAGGGCAUUACAAGGAAGUUUGUGGGAGGAGUUGCAAAGACAUGGGGAGCCCCAAAUUGCACCAGAAUUUGAUGUGUCAGAGCUAGAGAGCCUUUUCUCUGCAGCAGUCCCCAAGCCUGCUGAUUCAGGAGGCAAAGGUGGAGGAAGACGCAAAUCUGUUGGAUCAAAAACUGACAAAGUUCAUCUGAUUGACCUGAGGAGGGCCAACAACACUGAAAUUAUGCUUACAAAAGUUAAGAUGCCACUGUCUGACAUGAUGGCUGCAGUUCUAGCAAUGGAUGAAUCAACAUUAGAUGCUGAUCAAGUGGAAAAUCUUAUCAAAUUCUGCCCUACUAAGGAGGAAAUGGAACUUCUCAAGGGCUAUAAUGGUGACAAGGAGAAUCUGGGGAAGUGUGAACAGUAUUUUCUGGAGCUGAUGAAAGUGCCUCGUGUUGAGUCGAAAUUAAGAGUAUUUUCUUUCAAGAUUCAGUUCAGCUCUCAGAUAACAGAAUUUAAAAAGAGCUUAAACACAGUAAACUCUGCUUGUGAUGAGGUUCGGAAUUCCCUCAAGCUGAAGGAAAUUAUGAAGAAGAUUCUUUAUUUAGGGAAUACAUUGAACCAAGGAACUGCAAGAGGUUCGGCAAUUGGGUUCAAGCUGGACAGUCUUUUAAAACUUACUGACACACGUGCUUCUAAUAGCAAGAUGACACUUAUGCAUUACCUUUGCAAGGUACUUGCAGCCAAGUCACCAGCACUUCUUGAUUUUCACCUGGACCUUGUUAGCCUUGAAGCUGCAUCAAAGAUACAAUUGAAGUCUUUAGCAGAAGAAAUGCAAGCUAUAAUUAAAGGGCUAGAAAAAGUAAAACAGGAGCUGGCGGCAUCAGAGUAUGAUGGUCCUGUAUCCGAAGUUUUCUGUAAGACAUUGAAAGAAUUCAUUUCUGUUGCUGAGACAGAGGUGGCAUCUGUGACAAAUCUAUAUUCUGUUGUGGGUAGAAAUGCAGAUGCACUUGCACUAUAUUUUGGCGAGGAUCCAGCUCGUUGCCCAUUUGAACAAGUUACAGCAACUCUACUAAAUUUUGUGAGGUUGUUCCGGAAAGCACAUGAAGAAAAUUUGAAACAGGCUGAAUUGGAAAAGAAGAAAGCUGAGAAGGAGGCUGAAAUGGAGAAAGCAAAGGGAUUACAUCUUACAAAAAGGAGUGUGAAAUAGCUCAGAAUUGAUAUGUUGCUUCAUCUACAUGGCAGUUUGAGCUCCCCACCACACAGCAGUCUUGUGCCGCAUUUUUUUAGUCAGCGUUGGCAAAAGAUGCUGCUGAGGACCUCAGCUCCAACAUUCUCCUUUAUAGCGUGGAGUAAGCCUCACAAGUUGAUGUGGGCAAAGGUAAAAAGACUAUUCCUUGAGGCUUGUGGAGCUCAAAGCAUUGAAAAGGCUCAUUCAAUCAGAUGAUGAUCCAUGACUGAUGAGUUGGAACACGUUAGAUAUUUACACGGAUCAUAUUUUUGCCAAAUAGAAUGGUUAAAUAUGUUGGCGUAGCAAAUGUUCACUGCACGAUUUAUUUAGAUGAUGGAUAUGGCCUCUGUGGUAUUGUGUUGAGAAGAAAUUUUGUAGUCUUGGUCAAUCCUUCACUACGACAGCUGACAGGUGAUUUGGUUUCUGGUUUUAGUCAUUUGAUUUGGCAGAAUUUCUUCAACACCAGAAGAGAGCAGAUGUCAGUAAAUGUAAAGCACAAAGCUUCUCUGUACCAUGAGACCAUGUACAAAGCUCUAACCCCUCCCUAACGUUAGAUUCAAUUCUUUUAUUGUAACAUAUAGGGCUGUUUUUAUUUUUUAAUCCCUUUUUAGUUAUGUUCCUAAUUGAAAUUUUGACCUAACCCGUCCCGAAAUAUGUUGUAUAGAUGUUCAGGUUCAGAUAGAGCAAUUAAAAGACGGGUUGCUUUUAGUGUAAUUGUAUCAUAACAUGGAAAUAUAGGUUUCAGAUUGGAAAAUUUCUUGUUUCUUCA